Molecule: messenger RNA, 2173 nt
Organism: Coprinopsis cinerea okayama7#130
Lineage: Eukaryota; Fungi; Basidiomycota; Agaricomycetes; Agaricales; Psathyrellaceae
Exons: 5
Coding region: 1-2022 (673 amino acids)
Biological process (GO): positive regulation of transcription by RNA polymerase II
Cellular component (GO): nucleus
Molecular function (GO): transcription cis-regulatory region binding; DNA-binding transcription factor activity, RNA polymerase II-specific; zinc ion binding
Source: RefSeq, a predicted model, not a curated record
AUGCCAGCCAGUCCAAAGGCUUCCCAGGCAAAGAAGGCCGCGGCCUCUGCAAAGAACAAGGGGGCCGUCCGUGCAAAGACCGGUUGCUAUACGUGCAGAAUCCGACGAAAGAAAUGCGACGAGGAGCGCACAGAGCGAGACACGUGCAGGACCUGUGAGCGUCUGCGUCUCGAAUGCUUGGGCUUUGGCGCCAAACGGCCCGAGUGGCUGAGGGAAAACAAGAAUGUCGUCCUCCUCCGCGACAAGAUCAAGGCUUUCCUCGCGUCACAGGGCCUCAUCAAGGGCCACUCAGGCACUGGCUCUCGCACUGCUGAGCAGGGACACAUGAUCUUGCAGCUCUCGGGAGACCCAAGCCAGUCCCACUACCACAGCUCCUCCUCGGAGAGCCCACCUUCAAGGACCCUCUCCCUUUCCUCCGACGAUGACCGGCAUCGCCUCGUCACCUCUUCCAUUCGUGAUCAACGUGAGGACUCAGCCUGGUUCAAUCCUGGAUACGGCUCUGGCCUCCAUUCUCUCCAUCGCUCCGACUCGCCCUUCUCGAAUGCCAGUUACGACGAGGUUUCACCUCAUCACGCCUACACACUCCCUAAUUCCUCUGGUAGCUUAGUUGACUCAUCCCGCCUCUCCCCUGCAAUCCGAAGUACGUUCUCGAGGUGGUAUACCGAAGUGCCAAUCGACAUCAUGGACAACUUGAACGGUCUCUCAAUCAGCGGCUUCGCAUCAAGUUCGACAGACGGCCACGCCACCAAGGACCCAUCUACAAUGUUGUUCACGAUGCCCACCAACUGGCUACCAAGUGACCUCGUCGAAACUUCAAUCGAGAACUACGUCCAAAUGAUCGCUGAGAUUCAGUAUCUGUUGGGAGACCGCAAGACACUACCGCAGAUGAUUUGGGAUUCGUAUCGGUCGCAUCCCAACUCGAAGGCGGCAUUGACAUUGUUGAACAAGGUGUACUGGAGAAGACAGCAACAUCCAACCCAACCUGUGCUCACCGACUCGGAGAUGCAUUCGAACCUCGCCGUGUUGUUACAAGAGCUAGAGAAAGGAAGAUUCGACGACCCUGACGAUGCCAUCGCGGCACUACAUGGAGUCUCCAUGUUCCUUUUCGACGGAGGGCAAGGUGCCUGGCGCGACUUCCUCAAGCUCGCCACUAGAUACGUGAAGAAGGUCCUCCACAACCCGCAAUACACGAGUCCCAAAGACGCUCUCCUCUUCGCCACUGCCAAAGAUGCAUUCAUCGUCAAGACAGCCAUCUGGUUUGACGUCCUCGCUUCCAUCACCACUCAAGAGCCACCUACGUUCAUCCAGGAGAUCCGAACCAUGUUCGGUCCUGUUCACCAUGGCGUCUACAACUCCCAAUUCGAUACUGACCCUCAGUGUUCGAUGAUGUCGCCCAUGGGUUGCGAGAACCGGGUAGUGUGGGCGUUGGCGGAAACUUCGACCCUCGCUCACUGGAAGUAUACAGAGGAUGUCAGGUGCCGACUGAGCGUCAGCGACCUCGUCAUUCGGGCACAAGAGAUCGAGAACGUACUCUAUCAAAAAUCAUACGAGCCGAUGCCUGCGUCGGGUGAGGACGACAACGACAUGGAACAACUCCGAUUCCUGGCCUCGGAGAUCUUCCGAUGCUCUACGCGGCUCUUCCUCUCGGCUGUGGUGAACAAUGACCACCCACAAGUUCGACAGAUCCAAGAUCUCGUGGACGAGUGCAUGGCGGUGUUCCAUAACUUGUUCAAGACACCAACACUGGACCAGUUCAAGGUUUCGAGGUCAGUAAUCCGAAGCACAGUGUUCGGUAUUUACUUGGUUGGUGCCCUCACCCACAAUCGCCAACACCGAGAGCACCUGCUGGAACACAUAGAAAGAGAAUCGAGGGGCCUGCAUGGUGGCGUAGGGGAAGGAGUGGGGAAUUGUGGGUCGAUUCGAAAGAUGCUAGAGCACGUUUGGAAAGAGUCGGAUGCUGAUCCCGCAAAGCCUGUUCCGUGGCGGAGGGUCCUCAAGGAGUAUCAAAUCCUCCUUGUCUGAAAAUCAGUACGGUGGAUCGCAGGAAGUUCGCUCUGCAUCCUUGCUCAUCGUUACCCAAUGGCCGCCGACGCUUUCGUUAUCUCGUGUUUCAGUGAUCACACAGUCUUUCGCGACACGGCUCCUCACUGACAGCCCAAACCACCAUUUCCUA